This is a messenger RNA of Fulvia fulva, 1149 nucleotides long. Its product is annotated as Glutamine synthetase. The transcript has 5 exons. Gene Ontology annotation, cellular component: cytoplasm. NCBI's taxonomy places the organism in Eukaryota, Fungi, Ascomycota, Dothideomycetes, Mycosphaerellales, Mycosphaerellaceae. The record is from RefSeq and is a predicted model, not a curated record. Bases 1 to 1149 code for a protein of 382 amino acids. Gene Ontology annotation, molecular function: glutamine synthetase activity.
AUGUCUGACAGCGCAUACCUCUCGAAUACCGCCAACCUUCAAAAAUACCUCAAGCUCGACCAAGGCGGCAAGGUCAUUGCUGAGUACAUCUGGAUCGAUGCCUCCAACGGUGUCCGCUCAAAGUGCAAGACCCUCGAUGCGAAGCCAAAGGACGUGAGCGAACUGCCAGAAUGGAACUUUGACGGCUCCUCCACUGGCCAGGCGCCAGGUGACAACUCAGAUGUCUACCUCCGCCCAGUGGCAUUCUACCCGGAUCCAUUCAGACUCGGUGACAACAUCCUCGUCAUGUGCGCGACGUACAUGUCGGACGGCAAGCCAAACGCAUACAACUUCCGCCACGAUGCCGCAGUAGUGAUGAAGGAGCACGCAAAGCACGAGUUCUGGUUCGGCCUGGAGCAAGAGUACACCCUCCUCGACCACACUGGCUGGCCAUACGGAUGGCCUCGCAACGGUUUCCCAGCCCCACAAGGACCAUACUACUGCGGUGUUGGUGCUGGCAAGGUCUUCUGCAGAGACAUCGUUGAGGCGCAUUACAAGGCUUGCAUGUACGCUGGCAUCAACAUCUCCGGUACCAACGCUGAGGUCAUGCCCGCUCAGUGGGAAUACCAAGUUGGUCCAUGCGAGGGUAUUACCCUCGGUGACGAGCUUUGGAUGUCCCGCUUCCUGCUUCACCGCGUCGCUGAGGAGUUCGGCGCCAAGAUCACAUUUGCGCCUAAGCCAAUCCCCGGUGACUGGAACGGUGCCGGUCUUCACACCAACGUCUCCACCAAGGAGAUGCGUGAGGACGGCGGCAUGAAGCACAUCGAGGCGGCCAUGGAGAAGCUCGCGGCUCGCCACAAGGAGCACAUGAAGAUCUACGGCGAGGGCAACGAGUCCCGCAUGACUGGUGCACACGAGACCGCUUCAUACGACAAGUUCACCUGGGGCAUUGCCAACCGUGGCUCAUCUGUCCGUGUCAACCGUGCUUGCGCAGAGGAGGGUAAGGGCUACUUCGAGGACCGCCGACCAGCUUCCAACGCCGACCCAUACCAAGUCACUGGCAUGAUUGUCGAGUCGAUAUGUGGCAAGGUCAAGGGCGCGGAUGUCUUCAGCGCGGCUCAGGCCGAGCAGCAAGAGCUCGAGAUGGUGGUCCCUGUGGCCAAACCAUAA